UUCUUCUACAAGCUGUGAAUAAUUGUAGAGAAAAGGGUGCCAGCGAGAUGUUUUAUUCAACUUUCGUCGAUCAUGGAGUAGACUGAUGGAUCUACACUCUCGGAGCCGGCGAGUGAAUCGAUGAAAAAUGAGCAAUAAUGAAAAAGUCCGUUGAAGUAGCACAAAUUCUUCUAUUUUCCACAAAAUUUACAAAUAAUCAGACACUAUGAAAAGCAGAAAAUGGAGAUUACAGAAGAUUUAGUGCAUCAAUGAACUGAUUUUUUUUAAUAAAAUAGACGAAAGUAUCUGUAAACCUCGCACUCGUGAGCUGUAUAAACCUUGGCCAAAUGUUGUUUGUUGACAGUCACUCAUCCCAACCAGGUGUCGGCUGUCAGUGGCGAGGUUUGCGCGCUCAAUUUCGUUGUUUUCGUCGUCGGUUGGCAAAAGGUGGACAAACAAUUGGGGCGCAUUGUGCUGCUGCAAACGCAAAAGUUAAUUACGCCCGCAAGAAAACCACCCUCCCCCUAUUCACAUUCGUGUACAGCCAUGAAGUGCCAAAUUCCGGAAAUAUCGUGGCACAACCGUGAUCCCGUGCUGAGUGUUGACAUUCAGCCGAGGGGUGCGAACGAUCGGGAUCACCAAUAUCGGCUGGCAUCUGGUGGGACUGAUUCGCAUGUGUUGAUUUGGUACAUGAUUCAAACGCCGGAAUGUGGUACGAUCAACUUGGAGCUGGCCGCUGACCUUACGCGACACCAGCGUGCGGUAAAUGCGGUACGAUGGUCCCCUUCCGGCGAGCUGCUCGCGUCCGGCGAUGACGAAAGUGUGAUCUUCAUCUGGAAGCAGAAGGGAGAAACGGAAACGCUGAACAUUCUGGAAAACACCAACGAUCAGGACAAGGAGACGUGGCUGACGAUGAAGAUUCUGCGCGGCCACAUGGAGGACGUGUACGAUCUGUCGUGGUCGGCCAACUCACAGUUUCUCAUCAGCGGCUCGGUCGACAACUCGGCCAUCGUGUGGGAUGUGCAGCGCGGCAAGAGCCAGGCGAUCUUGCAAGAUCACAAGGGCUUUGUGCAGGGCGUUGCCUGGGAUCCACAGAACAAGUACCUGGCGACGCUCAGCACGGACCGGUACUUCCGGGUGUACGACGUGCAGACGAGGCGCGUUGUGUCGCGAUGUCACAAGUGUGUGCUUCCCGUGCCGAAAGACCACCCGUUGAGGGAUAAAACCAUUCGCCUGUAUCACGACGACACGCUGCAGACAUUCUUCCGGCGUUUAAGCUUCAGCCCGGAUGGAAACAUUAUCGUAACGCCGUCCGGGAUGGCUGAAAUUGAGGGCGUCUCGAAGCCGCUGAACACGACGUACAUCUUCACGCGCAACUCACUCAAACAGCCCAGCUUCACACUUCCAUCUCCCGACCAGUACACGGUGGCGGUACGCUUCUGUCCCGUGUACUUCCAGCAUCGUCCACACGCAGAGAGCAAACCCCCGCUGAUUCCCCUCCCAUACCGGAUGGUGUUUGCGGUGGCGACAAAGAGCUCCGUCUAUCUGUACGACACUCAGCAGGCGGCGCCGUUUGCACUGAUCUCCAACAUCCACUACACGCGACUCACGGACAUGUCGUGGUCAUCGGACGGAAGAAUACUGAUCGUGUCCAGUACGGAUGGUUUCUGUUCGAUGAUUUUCUUCACCGAAGGUGAGCUCGGAACGAUCUAUCAACCUCCAUCGCCGGAAGCAUCUGCAGCAGAUGAACCCAGCACCUCUUCCAAGGCAGAUGAAACCAAGAUGAUGGAUGAUGAUUCAAAAUCAACACCACCGCCAAAGGAGAAGCAAGACAAGCCGGCCCAACCGAUCGCAUUUAGAAGGAAGCCGAAACCGGAAGAAACUAGCACACCUUCCAAGGCAGAUGAAAUAAUAAUAGACGAUGACUCGAACUCAACACCACCACCGCAGAAGGGUGAUAAUGGAAAAAAGCCUUCUUCAGAAAAGCCUGCCCAGCCGAUUGCUAUUAGAAGAAAGCCGAAACUGGAAGAAUCCAAGACACCUCCCAAGGUAGAUGAAAUGAAGAUGGACGACGACUCUAACUCAACACCACCACCGCAGAAGGAUGAUAAUGGAAAGAAGCCUUCUUCAGAAAAGCCGCCCCAACCGAUUGCAAUUAGAAGAAAGCCGAAACCGGAAGAACCCAAGACACCUCCCAAGGAAGAUGCAAUGAAGAUGGAUGAUGACUCAGAAUCAACACCACCGCAAAAGGAUGACACUAGCAAGAAGCAAGAAAAACCAGCCCAACCGAUUGCGAUUAGAAGGAAGCCGAAACCGGCGGAACCGAAACCCACCACCAGUGAGGGCGCCGUGGUCGUCUCCCCGACCGUCGAAAAUAUCGUACAACCUGGGGUGGAGUUUGUCAUCGAGAAGGAAAAAAUCAUCAGCAGUGACGAGAAGUUCGAAAGUCCUUCGAAAAAGGAUCGACCCGUUACGCCGAUCGCGGUGCGACGACAUCCGAGAACUCCCUCCGACAGUGCGAACGAAUCAAAGGCAGGGUUGGCCUCGUCAUCAUCUUCGGUGGGCAAAAAUUCACCCAAACCGAUCGCUAUCCGUAGACAUCCGCGAACGCUUGAGGCCGGCGCGAGCAAACCAACCGUCGAACCGACGGCCGAGGAAGAUGCCAACGACACCUGGCCCAUCGAUCAACCGAAACCGGUUGGCGUGGCGGAGCAAAAGAAGGCAACACUGUCGCAACUGCCCUGCCCGAUGGAAACGGAUCAGACGGAGGACAUUGUGCUGCUGGUGGAAUCGGAUGGGGAGGAGGAAGCCGCCGCCGCCCAGGCGAAGGAGUCUGAUUCGGAAGCGCAGAAAACGCCUCGACGGGUCGAGUUUCGUACGAUAUCGACGCCGAAAUCGAAGAAGAAGCUUUUAUGAGUGUGUGACCAGGUCGGGGAAGAAGAAGGAUGAGCAUGAUGAUGGUGGUGUUGGUAAGCAAGCAAGCAAGCAAGCAAGCACGUACGCAUCCACCACAAACGCCAACUCUCUUUUUUAACAAUGGGUGGUCUGGUUUAGUAAUUUACGCAAAUACGCUAAUAUGAUUUAAUUAUUAUAACCUAGUACGAUCAACGGCGUUUUCGUAAAAAAUAAGUAUAGUUCUAGAAGAUCCGAAGCCUUUUAACGUAGGAGUUUAGUGUAGAUUUUCGUUGUGUAUUUGAAAUUUGGGUUUGCAAAACAACCGCGUGCGUGCUGGACAGUGGGACGUAGAGGGUUAAGCCUGAUUUUAACUGAAUAUAGUUUUUUUAUCUUUUUUAAAU
Anopheles merus is the source of this 3275-nucleotide messenger RNA. RefSeq names its product chromatin assembly factor 1 subunit B (gene Caf1-105). Gene Ontology annotation, cellular component: CAF-1 complex; nucleus. NCBI's taxonomy places the organism in Eukaryota, Metazoa, Arthropoda, Insecta, Diptera, Culicidae. Gene Ontology annotation, biological process: DNA replication-dependent chromatin assembly; nucleosome assembly. Gene Ontology annotation, molecular function: protein binding. The transcript has 4 exons. The record is from RefSeq and is a predicted model, not a curated record. Bases 526 to 2895 code for a protein of 789 amino acids.